AGCAGGGGGCGGGCUCUGAGGGACGGUUAGGAAACCAAGGGAACGGGAUGCCGUGAAGGAGCAGGACUGAGGUGUUUGCCCUGGGCGCUGAUAGAUUAGACCGGAGGUUCCUGCAGCAGAGAGAAAUUCAAAUCCAACGAUGAUUGAUUCAGUGAAAAUACGCCGCCAAGGGGCCAUGGACUUCCGAUCCCAUUACGACUACUUGUGUGUCUUACAAGACUCUGUUCCAUUGCAAGCUGUGAAAGCCAAUCUCCGACAAGGCUCCCUCAGCUUUAAUGCAGAUAGAGUAAAAUUAUCUGAUUGGCCGCCCGUUCUUAAUACGCUGAAAAUUAACAAAAGCUUGACAUGUGUGGCUAUUAAAAGCUGUCAUCAGCCCGGACUUGGGGAAUCAGCAGAUUCUGAGAAAUAUGGAGUCCACUUUCGGAGACGAAUCCCACCUAUUCGGUCCAAGGACAUGACCUUCCAACUGUGUAGGUCAAUUACAGCCUGCUUGACUGUGUCCAGUUCUUUAAGAGAGCUGGAGCUCCAUGGACUUCCUUUAAGGGAAAGAGAUUUAAAAACUUUAGCAAAGGGACUAGAUUCCUCGUCAUCCUUGGAGCGCUUAGCUUUACCAUAUUGUUCAUGUGGGGAUGAAGGCCUGAAAAUAAUUUGCAAAAGUGUGAAGAAUUCACCAACAAUCAAGGUUAUAGAUUUUACCGGGUGUAAUCUGACAUGGCAUGGAGCUGAAUGGAUAGCAAGUGUUAUAAAGCAUCAGGCAACUAAAAGGCACAGUGAGGCUUGGGCGGAAAGCUUAAGAUAUAGACGACCUGACCUUGACUGUAUGACGGGGUUGAGACGAAUCUCCUUGAAUUGUAAUACACUGGUUGGAGACCAAGGAGCAAAAGCAAUAGCAGAUGUUCUUGUGGAGGACCUGUGGUUAAAAGCAUUAGAUAUGCGACAGUGUGGAAUAUCCAAUGAUGGUGCGAAAGCUUUCCUUCACGCACUGCAAACUAAUACAACUCUGAUGGUCUUGGAUAUAAGGAAGAAUCCACUUAUAGACCAUUCAAUGCUAAAGCCUGUUAUUGAAAGAGUACUUUUGAAUGCCCAUGACACACAUUCUGAGUACAAAUGGUUUGCCUCACCAUCGUCAAAGGAAGGGUCAAAAAUGAAACGGUCAACAGCAUUACGAAAUGGACUAAAGGGAAAGAACACCAUUCGCAUUGGUUUGGCAACUAAGAAGACAUUUGUUUCUAGAAGAAAAUGUACAUCUAAGGAACUCUAUGCCCCUGAACCAAAGACGCCAGGAGAGAAAGAUUUCCUCCCAUGGAGAACUGCAGAGAGAGCCAACAGACACAGAGAAAUUUCGGUAGUCUCUACUCCUGAGCAGAAAGGAACCCCAUUAAAUGUCUUGAUGCACAGCGGGAGCUCUACAGACAGUGAUGAAUCCGAGAGUUCAUCAGACCUCAUUAUUGAAGAACCUGUUGUGUGUGGCCUUCACAUGAAAAGCAGCACAACGGACUACAAGCGCCUGCAGGUUGCAUUUCAGGAAUGCCAGCUGAGGUUGGAGCAGGAAAGAAAAACAAGAUUAAGAGCUGAUGACAGGAUAAUGGAGCUGGAAGUUGAAAAUGCUCGAUUACGACAAAUAAAUCAAACUCUCUCUGAGGCCCUUGAAGCACGCAAUGUAACUUCCGUACUCCUUGAGGAUGAUGGUGUUCUUGACAGCAUAGAAAAAUCAUUUAAUAAAUUCCAUGCUUUCCUGGAUCUUUUAAAAGAUGCUGGGUUGGGACAGCUUGCAAGUUUGGCUGGCAUUGAUCAGUCAGACUUUGCCAUACCCGGAGAGCCUCAAUUGUCUUCUACAAUUGAAAGAACUCGACAACCUUCAUCUGAGAUAUUCCAUAACCUACAAAGAACCUACUUGGUUGACCAGGUUGACAUUAGCGAUAAUAAGAUUGCUCCUGCAGAUUCAUUAGAGAGAUCCUUUACAGCGGAUGCAACAACUAACCCUCCACCUUGUGCAUCUGAUGAAAUUCCUACCAACAGCGAGAAGAGCAAAGGAGAAGUGGGCCUUGAUCUUUCUAUAAAGGAUGUGGAGGCAUGCAGGAACAGCAGGGUUGCUGCUGAACAGCAAAAUACCAAAGAUGCACACGUUUUGAAAAAAGCUAUCCUGUCUGACAGUAAAAGGGCCGAUAGUGAAUGCUCAGCAUCAGAUUCUAGCAGAAGUAGAAAAAGUCAUGCCAGUAGCAGUUCUAAGGAAUCCGCCAGCAGUAAGCUUCGAAAACAGUCUUCAAAAAGGCGCAACAAGCAGAGCUCAUCCCCAUGACUUAGGAAAUCAAAAUACUUACAAAACUUCAAAUUUUUUCUGAUACCAGUGUAGAAUCGGAGAUCCUAGAUAACCUUGAGUGGAUAGGGGGUAAACACAGGGGGUCAAAUUAGAGAGCUGAGGUCUAACAAGAUGUUAUGCCAAAAAUCUGGAAAUAUAAAGUGACUCAAAUUGCAUAAACAACAAUUAAGCUACAUAAUUUAAUCAAAAUUUCAGCUUUUAGCAGCAGAAAAGUUUUAGGAAUACACUACAAUGAUGUAGGGAAACUUCCCAAAAUCCCAACUUCUGCCCCCUCAAACCUAUUGGUAUGUAUAAUUUUGCUAUAUUCUGCAAAUCGUAAUAUUAAGAGGAAAAAUGAAAGGGUCCGGCAUACAUUACAGUCUUUCACUAUGAAGGACAGUUCUUAUGUUAUAAAACACAUAAGCGUCAUUUGGCAUCAGCAACCGCAUGUAACAAGUUUAUUUGUGCCUGAAUAAAGCUAUGAAAGAAUUUAACAUAUGCUGGACCCUUUUAUUUGUCCACUGUUGGACACAAUGGAGGCCCUUGCAUCCUUGAUCAUUGGAGCAGGAUACAGGAGGCCUGUCAACAGUUUUUUCAAUAGUAGUGUUUACAAUAAAAACAUAAACUACCAGAAAAUGGGAAAAGACCACCUGGAAAAUGUAACGCAUUUGAGCUGAGAUUGACAAAAUCUGCAGGUGAUGCUUGGUCAAUAUUCACACAGCCAAGGUGGUGGACCCUUUUGCUUUCUGCAGCAGGGCAUAUAUCUGGACAGAGUACACUACUUUCUUUUUAAAUCAAGAUAGUUUUUAUUGAAAGAGUAAAACACAGUGUACGACAUAUACACAUACUAUAUAAUUCAGCAUCCAACGGCAUGUACAAUAAAAUAAAUUUGUUCCCUUUUUUAAAUAUAAAUACAUUGUUGUUGUGUUAUUAUUUCCAAGGAGUACACAUUAAUCACAAUGUAUCCAGGGCGUACAUACAUCAUAAUAAAACCCAAUCAUUAAACCAAACUAGUAUGUACCUAACUUAGAACAAUCCCAGAACAUAUGUACCAGAGAGGCAUUCUCAGCCCCGCAGCGAGGGCAACAGGAGUUAGGGCGAAGACCAAUUUUAUAGAGGAAGGCAGGGGCCCUUUAGACCCUAUGUAAUAGAUACAGCUGAGACAGGCGCUGCGCUUCAUUAAGAGUCAGGCUGGGUAUUAAGGCUAAGGUAUCAUUCCAUUGCUCUUGGGAGAUAGCACCCAGAUCUCUUUCCCAUUUGUCUUUAACUGGAAGGGAUCCACCAGGAGUAGCCCCCCCCCCCCCCAUGCAAGAGUACACUACUUUCAACUUGGACCCAUAUUUUAGCCAGGAUGGUUGUUGGCAGCUGUGCAUGCUGGAGAGGUCUUGUGAUCAAGCUUACCAAGGGAGCUGCUGGAUACCCCGAAGAGCAUGUUGUUUAGUGCGAGCAUUGUCUAGUUUGAAGACCACCUAACUCGGUCUACAAAGGCGAUAGGACUGGUUACACAAUGUCCUGGACAUACCAAAGGCUGCUCAAUGUUCCCUCCACAAAUACUAUACUGGAAUGGCAAUGGUAGCUAAUGGCACCCCACACCAUACCUGUUUUUUGUGCUGUGCGUCUCUUCACUAUACAUGAGGGCAGUAGAAGCUGUGAUAUGUACUCGGUAUGUCUAGGACAUCGUGGAACUAGUCCCACUGCCUUUUUUUUUACUUAGGAUACAUGGUAUUCCAACGCCAUAACACACAUUGUCUGCACUAUACAACAUGCUCUGCAGGGUAUCCAGCAGCCCCUCUGGCCAGCUUGAUCACCAGACCACCUUCCAUCGAUCUGAGACUGGAUGAGGUGACAGAUCUCCCAUGCACAGCAGCCAUCAACUACCUUGGCUAAACUACAGUUCCAAGUUAAAAAAAGCCUGAAUUUACACACCACAGGAGGAUAUCCAGCACCUGUAUGACUGUUACCAUGCUAGUGUGGCAGCACGAGGAGAUGCCACCCUGUGUUAAUAUGACCCUGCCUCACCAUAUACCCUGUUGCAGAACCCCCAAAAAAGGGUGCACUGCCUAGGCUUUGUUAAUCUGAGCUCAAUUGCAUUACAUUUUCCAGUUAUUUUUUUCAUUUUCUGCUACUGUACUAGGAAAACCGAACCAAAUGUAUAAAAAAAAAUGGAAAUAGAAUAAAACUUUUAUAAGAUGCUGUGAAUAUAUUUAAAUUCAAUUUGUUUGGUACAUUGUGUGUUCUUUUUUUACCUUAUGAAAUGUUUAAUGCAAUAUGUUUCUAAGUUGUCAACUUAAAUAAAACUGUUUUUAUAGUU
Molecule: messenger RNA, 4610 nt
Organism: Bufo gargarizans (Asiatic toad)
Lineage: Eukaryota; Metazoa; Chordata; Amphibia; Anura; Bufonidae
Gene: CEP78
Product: centrosomal protein 78
Exons: 16
Coding region: 140-2299 (719 amino acids)
Cellular component (GO): centrosome
Molecular function (GO): protein binding
Source: RefSeq, a predicted model, not a curated record